AUGUUUCAAGAUUGCUGUCAGUUUCAUCAAGCGAAGGACGGCGAUGGAUGGGUCGAAUAUAAGGGGUCUUUAGUUUUUGACAGGCCUCAAAAAGUGGAAAUCCGCGUGCUUUCGUUUGUGCGGAGAGUAAAAUAUUUGACGUAUUGGAAUGGGCUAUAUGUCAGGUCAGUAUACUCUACAAAACAAUUAAUGGUUCUGUUUGUGGCGCUUUAUGUCACUGCAUUAGGGACUGGAGGUUUGAAAUCCAGUGUUCCUGGCUUUGGUUCAGAUCAAUUUGAUGCUACUGAUAAACAAGAGAAGAAGUAA
Molecule: messenger RNA, 306 nt
Organism: Lathyrus sativus (Indian pea)
Lineage: Eukaryota; Viridiplantae; Streptophyta; Magnoliopsida; Fabales; Fabaceae
Source: the annotation of a GenBank genome assembly